This is a messenger RNA of Emys orbicularis (European pond turtle), 1749 nucleotides long. It is a transcript of the gene NT5C2, whose product is annotated as 5'-nucleotidase, cytosolic II. Gene Ontology annotation, molecular function: 5'-nucleotidase activity. Gene Ontology annotation, biological process: adenosine metabolic process; IMP metabolic process. Bases 58 to 1749 code for a protein of 563 amino acids. The transcript has 18 exons. NCBI's taxonomy places the organism in Eukaryota, Metazoa, Chordata, Testudines, Emydidae. The record is from RefSeq and is a predicted model, not a curated record.
UUGUGGUGCGGUUUAUUUCUUCGCAGAGCGGCGGAAGAAUUAAGUGAUCAUUUAAAAAUGACAACCUCAUGGAGUGACAGACUCCAGAAUGCAGCAGAUCUUCCUGCGAACAUGGAUAGGCAUGCUCUGAAAAAGUACCGUCGGGAAGCCUAUCACCGGGUCUUUGUGAACAGAAGUUUAGCAAUGGAAAAGAUAAAGUGCUUUGGUUUUGAUAUGGAUUACACACUUGCUGUGUAUAAGUCCCCUGAAUAUGAAUCUCUUGGAUUUGACCUGACCGUAGAAAGAUUGGUUUCCAUUGGAUACCCUCAGGAGCUGCUCAGUUUUGUCUAUGAUCCUUCUUUCCCUACCAGAGGCCUGGUGUUCGAUACACUCUAUGGAAACCUGUUGAAAGUCGAUGCCUAUGGGAACCUCCUAGUGUGUACACAUGGCUUUAACUUUGUGAGAGGGCCAGAAACUCGGGAGCAGUACCCAAAUAAAUUUAUUCAAAGGGAUGACACAGAGAGGUUUUACAUUCUGAACACAUUGUUCAAUCUACCAGAGACCUACCUGUUGGCUUGCCUAAUAGAUUUCUUUACUAACUGUGACAGGUAUUCUAGCUGUGAAACGGGGUUUAAAGAUGGAGACCUCUUUAUGUCCUUCAGGAGUAUGUUCCAGGAUGUCAGAGAUGCUGUUGACUGGGUUCAUUACCAGGGAACCCUCAAAGAAAAGACACUUGAGAAUCUGCAGAAGUAUGUAGUGAAAGAUGGGAAAAUGCCAUUACUGCUCAGCCGUAUGAAUGAGGUUGGAAAGGUGUUUCUUGCCACAAACAGUGACUAUAAAUACACAGAUAAAAUUAUGACUUAUUUGUUUGAUUUUUCACAUGGACCAAAGCCUGGGAGCUCUCAUCAGCCAUGGCAGUCCUACUUUGAUCUAAUCCUAGUGGAUGCACGAAAACCCCUCUUUUUUGGAGAAGGCACAGUAUUGCGGCAAGUAGACACUGUUACUGGCAAGUUGAAGAUUGGUACCUACACAGGGCCUCUGCAGCAUGGCAUCGUCUAUUCAGGCGGUUCCUCAGAUACAAUCUGUGACCUGCUGGGGGCUAAGGGCAAAGACAUUUUGUACAUUGGAGACCACAUCUUUGGAGACAUCCUAAAGUCCAAGAAACGUCAGGGCUGGAGGACCUUCCUGGUGAUUCCUGAACUAGCCCAGGAGCUGCAUGUCUGGACUGACAAAAGCUCCCUUUUUGAAGAGCUGCAGAGUCUGGACAUUUUCUUGGCGGAGCUUUACAAGCAUUUGGACAGUAGCAGCAACGAACGGCCUGACAUCAGUUCCAUCCAGAGACGUAUUAAGAAAGUGACUCACGACAUGGACAUGUGCUACGGGAUGAUGGGAAGCCUGUUCCGUAGCGGCUCACGACAGACCCUCUUUGCCAGCCAGGUGAUGCGUUAUGCAGAUCUCUAUGCAGCAUCUUUCAUCAACCUCCUGUACUAUCCAUUCAGCUACCUCUUCAGAGCCGCCCAUGUACUGAUGCCACAUGAAUCGACGGUGGAGCACAUUCAUGUUGACAUCAAUGAAAAGGAGUCACCUCUGGCCACACGCAACCGCACCUCAGUGGAUUUCAAAGAUUCCGACUACAAACGGCAUCAACUGACCCGGUCAGUCAGUGAGAUUAAACCACCUAACCUUUUCCCCCAGACUCCUCAGGAAAUCACACAUUGCCAUGAUGAGGAUGAUGAUGAAGAAGAGGAAGAGGAGGAGGAAGAGGAAUAG